Molecule: messenger RNA, 1547 nt
Organism: Etheostoma cragini (Arkansas darter)
Lineage: Eukaryota; Metazoa; Chordata; Actinopteri; Perciformes; Percidae
Product: serine protease 33-like
Exons: 6
Coding region: 106-1053 (315 amino acids)
Biological process (GO): proteolysis
Molecular function (GO): serine-type endopeptidase activity
Source: RefSeq, a predicted model, not a curated record
GUGCGGUAUGCGACCUGCGGCCUGGAACAAGACCUGACAGAGAGAACUCACCUGACAGGACCCCCCCCACCCCACCCAGUCCAGCCUGCAUGAAAAGCGCCUGCCAUGGUUCCAGGGCACAGUCAGAAGAGUGCCAUCAUGGAGGGGAAGCUGCUGGUUCGGGUCGUCGUGGUCCUGGUUCUCUCAGCUGCAGGAAGUAACACACAGAACACGUCAGAAGUUGUUUGUGGCCUUGCACCGCUCAACACUAUCACCAGGAUCGUAGGAGGCGUAGAUGCCACCGCAGGGGCGUGGCCCUGGCAGGUCAGUCUACACAGCAGCAACAGACACUUCUGCGGAGGCUCCCUGCUCAACAGCCAGUGGGUCCUGACUGCUGCUCACUGCUUCCCCAACGGCAUCCCGUCAGGUUUAAUCGUUUAUCUCGGACGUGCCAACCAACAAUCCACAAAUCCUAACGAGGUGUCCCGGACGGUGUCCAAGCUCAUUGUAAACCCAAACUAUAACUCUGUCACAAACAACAACGACAUCGCCUUGUUGCUUCUGUCCUCUUCCGUCAACUUCACCAACUUCAUCCGUCCGGUGUGCCUGGCGCCGGCCGACGGCACGUACCCGCCCGGGACCACCUGCUGGGUCACCGGAUGGGGAACCAUCUCCAGUAGUGGCGCUUCUCUUCCGUUCCCUCAGAGGCUGCAGGAGGUCAGCGUUCCCGUUGUGUCCAACAUGCAGUGUAACAACUCUUACGGAAUAAUCACAAGCAACAUGAUGUGUGCCGGUCUGACCGCGGGCGGGAAGGACUCCUGCCAGGGGGACUCUGGCGGCCCGUUGGUGACUAAGAACGGAUCUCAAUGGAUCCAGAUCGGAGUGGUGAGCUUUGGAAAAGGCUGUGCUCUGCCCAACUUCCCAGGAGUCUACGCCCGAGUGUCCGAGUACAACUCCUGGAUCAACGACCAGAUCAGCGGGACAACAUCUGGAGGCGCUCAUCUGGUUUCCCUCUCAGCUCCUCUGCUGCUGUCCUUCAUCCCCAUCCUCUUCUCCCUCGUUGUGCUCUCAUAGGAGCGUCUGACGGUCGGAUCGCUGCCUCACGAGCCUCUGAGAUUAAUUUGUCUUCAUAAACAAGAAAAGACAAUAAUGACACUUGAUAGAAAAACUUGAUUGACUGGUGAUGAUUUUCUCAUGGUUUGGUCUUAAUAAUGACAGAAAGUAGAGAAAAAGUAAGAAAAUCUUUGGGAUUGUCGCAUCUUUUCCUUUCUCUGUAUUACGGGGAGGUGCCUUAUGUUUUCGGUCAGGGCUGCAACAGACCAUUAUUUUCAUAACAAAUCAACCUGCAGAUUAAUUUCUCCAUUAAUUGAAACAUCAUUUUGUACAUUAAAUGAUUUGGAAAAAAUUGGACAAAUAUAUAACGUCCCGUCGUCCAAAGGGAUGUAUUCAAAUUGUUUACUGAAAACUCAAAAGAUAAUUACUUUAUGGUCACGUAAAUCUCAGAAAUUGUCCCAUUGGAGAAGCUGAACCAGAGAAUAUUUGGAUGUUUUGCUGCUAAAAUGAUUUAU